AUGCGAGAAACAGGUCACCAUCGCCUAAGACUCGGUGCAGCUGAAACGUUCGUUGGCCUGCAGAGGCGUUUCAAUCCUUACAAGACGGUGCCUGCCACGACCGGCAAAGGUGAAGAAGAGCGGCGCAUGCAGCACUUAGCCGAGAAGGAGCAGGAAGACGAGGAAGACGACGAUAUUGGGCAAGGCGAGUUUCGAAUAGCCGACAGCGCAGGAGCCAUUCUGGAUCCGUACGUGGGCGACAAUUUUGAAGAGGCCAUAUGGAGGAAGGUCUUUUAUGAUCUAACAAUAAAAAUGGCACGAAAUCACGAGCUGACGGCCACUUUGAGUAAUCUGACAUUUGUUAAAUAA
Messenger RNA from Peronospora matthiolae, 348 nucleotides. NCBI's taxonomy places the organism in Eukaryota, Oomycota, Peronosporomycetes, Peronosporales, Peronosporaceae. The record is from the annotation of a GenBank genome assembly.